AUGGGCUCAUGGACCUCAGGGCCUUCGAUUCCUGAAGAGCCGCAGGAUCCACCGCCAGAUCCUCCCCCUCCAGGGCCGCCGCCACCACCGAAGGCUUCUAAGCCUGGAUGGUUCAGCUCACUCUUUAGCUCCAAGCCGAAAGCUCCAAGUCCACCACCAGGUCCUCCAGCACCGGAAGCUCCCAAUCCACCAGAUGCGAACCUUGCAAAGGCAGGGCCACAAGUACCGCCGCCUGCCGCGACAUUGCCAGCUCCAGCUUUACCACCACCAACCACUAACUUGCCACCACCAUCUGCCACAUUGCCAGCUCCCAACUUACUCCCACCACCUUCCCUACCAGCUCCAACAGCCUUGCCACCACCCACCUCCACCUUCCCCAAUGCCCCAGCCCCCGCGGCAUCUGCACCGGCGCCAGCAACGGCACCAACGGCUGCCGUGGCACCUGCCCCUCCGGCGCCCCCCGCAGGGCCUCCGCUCAGCAGUUUGCCUCCGCCGGCGCGGCGACCGCCGCCGAACGCGCGGCGCCCGGCGCAGAUGAAGCCACAGGACUUGGAGGAGGCGCUCCACAGCUGGCUGAGCUUCUGGGAGGAUUGUCGUUCCUUAGGACCCACUCCAGCAGCCUCCGGAGCGCAUGGACACGAGGCCGCGCGGCUCUUCGUGCUUCGGAUCAGCAGCGUGGGCGAAACGGAGGUGCCCUUCUCAGCGAAUGGCACUCUCCAGAAGCCAGCCUUGGCACGCCUGGCAAAGGCGGCGGAGGAAGAAGCACCGGAGGCAGUCUCUAUCCAUGUGAGGCUCUCUUUCGUACACACUCCCUUGGGAGGAAAGCCUGAGAUCUAUGGCCACAGCUUUCUGGGACCCCGGCUGCAGAUGCAACGCGUCCAAAGCCGCAUCAGUGGCAGUGAAGGGCACCUGGUGGCCAUGGCCUCAGCAGACCCCCCAGCGCUCUUCUUCUUCCGCUCCGCCAUCGCCAGCAAAGAGCUCCGGCUUUUGGCCGAAGUCCUGGCCUUUGAGGAGCGUUGGACCGAAGUCCUUGGACGACCGGAUCUGGAAGCUCGCUUUGCCCAAGGCCAAGGCUGUGCCGAAGCCGAAGCCCAAACCGAAACCCAAGGCGCAGCCGGGGUCCGCUGGCGCGGCCGAGCCGCUGGAGGUUCAAAGGGUUUUGCAGCCCAAAGGACCACCACCGGGCGGCCGCGCAGCAUCCUCUUGGGCCCUGACGGGCGGACGCUACCCGCGGCCCCUCUUCGACAGUGCCGCGACGAGUGCGGGGCCGACGCCCAGCGCGGAGUGCGUACUGGGCUGGGCCAAGUUCAGCUUCGAUCUGGCCACGGAGAGCCGGAGCGCCUUGCGGCCGCGCGAUGGCGGGCCCAAGUCAGACUAUGCAGAACCUUGCAAGAGCACUCCUGCAGCGGAAGCCGAGCUGAAUCGCUUGCUCCAUCCGCCGAAGGCGGCUCCGAAAGCCGCGCCGCAGCCCUUCAUGGAGGCCGAUCUGCAGGUGAUCCCCAUCGACGAUGCGGCGAAGCGGCUUUUGCCCUUCGACUUUCCUGCUGUGACAGAAGCGCUGCGGAUGGGGGGUUUAGAGGUUCUCGAGGCGUGUUGCGUGUGGCGUCUCGUUUGCCACGUGGCGGCGACGCUCAGAGCGCCCGGAUGUCGAAGUGUCGACGUGUUGGAUUCGCGAAUGCGCUUGGAUGCCUCAGGGCUUCAGAUCGACGCCGAUCUGAACCCCAACGUGGUGGAUCCCGACACCUUCGUCCGAGGUUUGCUGGUGACCCUGCCCGAGCCGCAAUGGAUGGAGAACUUCCUCAGGUCCGUCCCCUCGGGCGUGACCGCGGCGCCGGGCGUGCCGGGGAACCCGGACCCCGCACCGGGUCGAGCGAGCGGCGACGUUCCACCACCGAAGCCGAGCGGCUCGGACCGGGACCCGCCGUUCGGCCGUGCGGUGCCGACGUGGUUCGUCCAGGUGAGGCAUCUGAGAUGGACGACGGAUUUGGUGCCAAAGUGGACAAGAGAGGAACCGAUGCCUCGACCACCGAGACACCUCCAACACCUGUGCGCAUUGCUGUUGGCCGCAUGGGGACCUCCCGCAGCACAGGAUCUGAGUCACUUUCGAGCCCAAAGCAUGACUUCGGCAUCCCAGGAUUUGACGGUCCGCCGCGCAGCUUUGACCGUGUGCUCACGCCCAUGAGUGUAGGAUCGUCUUCCGCGCUCUCGCUCUCCCUCAGUCCCAGACGUGCAGAAACUGGAGGAUCCGCAAUAUCCCAUGAUGGAUCCACCUGCCGGAGUGUGGGUCGCAUCCCCACUAUCUGCAGUACAGGCACUGAGUUGUCAGUGCCUUUAGAAGCAGAACUGCUGCAUGGCGUCCGAUUGGACCUUCUUCUGAGCCGCUUUGGGGCACACUUGAAGCCACCAGAUGAGGGCAUGUUCAAUGUCGAGAAAGACUGCUACAGCCUCAGCCGGCCAGUGAAGCGCUUGGAGACCUUCAUCAGCCACGACUGGAAGACCUCAAGAUGGUUAAAACUUUUGGCGCUCCUGAUGAUCUUCAAUAGUGCAGCCGCUUCAUGUGCGACGGCCAUUGUGAGCAUCCUCCUUGGAAUUCUGUUCUCGUUCUCCGGACUACACGACACGCCGUUCCCGCGCAUCGAAGUGUUGCUUCGAUCCAGCCUGGGAGUCAUCAGCUUUUGGGUGGUGAUUUGCAUUUGGCAGCGGAUCAGGGCCGGGCUCUUUCGUCCGAAGAUGGUCUUCUUGGAUAAACUCUGCAUCGCGCAGCAUGAUGAGGAGAUGAAGAGGAAAGGCAUUUUUGGAUUGGCGAGCUUUCUGGAUCAUUCGGACUCUCUUACGAUUCUUUGGUCACGACGAGUCUUCACCCGGCUUUGGUGCGCCUUCGAGAUUGCCACCUUCUUGAGACAUGAUCGGGAGAAGCCCAUCGAAAUGAUGCCGGUGAGGCUCUCUAUGCUCUACUUCCUCUUAGUCAUCGUGACUCAGGGCAUCCAAUUAUCGAACGUGAUUCUGGUCCGCGGAGAGAUGUCUGCGCCCGUCUUGGUGGUGGUGGAAAUCCUCUUCGUUCUGCUCUACUGGAUCAUGAUCUAUGCAGGCGUUGGACUCGCAGAAGAUUUGGGACAGCUGAUUGAGCAGUUGGAGUCCUUCAACAUUGAAAAGGCCGAAUGUUCCUGUUGCUCGUUAAAGCACUUGGAUCCGAGCACUGGCCGGGUCAUACCAUGUGAUCGUGAAUUGGUUCUGCAGCAACUCCGGGAAUGGUUUGGCAGCACCUUGGCCUUUGAUUCCCUCGUGAAAGAUCGACUUCGACAUCGAGUGCAAGACACGAAGCGAUCCUUACUCACUUCCAAAUAUCCGUUUCAUGUGGCGGUCGCCUCGACCUGUCCGAUGCUCAUCGAGCGACUGCCCGCCAUGGCCUCCCAUGACUCCUUGGACGCCGCCCUCCGAGCCCUCGCGCCGUGGGCCAAGCUGGCCGUUUUAGCCCUGGCAUCGGCCUGGAGCGUCAUGGCCGCCUGCUACCUGGGCAUGGGCCGGCUGCGGUGUUUGGGGCGCCCUUUGGCCGCAGCAGUCUUGGUGGUGCCAGCCGUGGGGGCCCUGGCCAUCCUUUGGAUUUCGAUGUCCUUCCUGGAUUCUCAGACAGGUGAGAAGUGUAGCCUAGUCUUGGCCUCCGUCAUGUUGCUCUUUGGCUUCAGCAGCCUCACUCUUCGUGCCCUCCUUCCGCUCCGCGGCCGCGAGGCGCGGCCGCGGACCUCCGCCUCCCGCGCGCGGACCGCGGCCGCGGCCGCGCCACGCGGACCUCGGCCGCCACUGGUGGAGUCGCCCUGCCAGUCGGAGGACGGUCGGUUGGAGGUGGAUUCGGAGGGUCACUCAGAGCUUGAGGUCUAA
Molecule: messenger RNA, 3876 nt
Organism: Durusdinium trenchii
Lineage: Eukaryota; Dinophyceae; Suessiales; Symbiodiniaceae
Source: the annotation of a GenBank genome assembly